Molecule: messenger RNA, 2695 nt
Organism: Liolophura sinensis
Lineage: Eukaryota; Metazoa; Mollusca; Polyplacophora; Chitonida; Chitonidae
Product: adenylate kinase 8-like
Exons: 10
Coding region: 97-1539 (480 amino acids)
Biological process (GO): nucleobase-containing compound metabolic process
Molecular function (GO): ATP binding; AMP kinase activity
Source: RefSeq, a predicted model, not a curated record
GGCGGGAUCAACCUUAGCAACGUCAAAACACCUGUGAGGUGUGUAAGCUUUCCUUCUUACCAAAUUUAUGUUUUUCAUUCACUCUACUGUUUAGCAAUGGAUGCAGCCAAUCGACCUUUAUUAGUUCCACCGGAUUUUGCUACGUAUGCUGAGAAAAAUGGCAUAUUCGACAUGUACAAGCGUCUUCUGCAGCAAUUACUGAUCCACAAACCUGAUGAUCCUCUUCCCUUCCUUGUGGAUCUGUUGAAAAGAGACAAUGAUGAUGUUCCACAGAUUGUUCUACUCGGGCCACCCGCUUCAGGAAAAAGAACGAUUGCCAAAAGCAUCUGUAACAAGUUGAGGACAGCCCAUAUUACAGCUGAGAACCUGGUGGCUGAAGCAGAGGUGGAAUUAAGGAAUGAAGCUCAAUCUUACUUAGACAAGGGUCAGGAGAUCCCAUUGGAAUUGUGGAGGAAUAUUCUAAAGGAGAGAAUGUCGCUGUUUGACUGUGUGAAGAAAGGAUGGGUCAUGGAGGGAUUCCCUUGUACCAGGGAACAAGCACAGGUUUUUCAGGCCAUUGGAGUCAACCCCACCCAUUGUGUGUUGCUGGAUGCACCAGACACGGUGUUGGUGGAAAGAGCAUCAGGAAAGCGAGUAGACACAGAGACAGGAGACAUCUACCACACAACAUUUGAUUGGCCAAGCAGCACAGAGAUUCAGUCACGACUGGAAGAGGUGCCUGGCUAUAGUGAGGAGGCCGUCAUCAGUAAACUGGAAAGCUAUCAUCGUCACAUAGACGGCAUCAAGAGAUGCUAUGAGAAAGUAAUAAAGGUUAUCAAUGCUGAUCAGCCUAAAGCUGAUGUCUUUGCUCAAGUGUUCUCUUACCUAACGACUAUCCCACGCUCCGUGGCUCCCCACACCCCACGAGUCAUUCUACUGGGGCCUACAGGCAGUGGCAAAGGAGUCCAAGCUGCUUUACUUGCCAAUAAAUACAACAUUGUCAAAGUGUCGUGUGGGCAGCUGAUCAAACAGGCCGUGGCAGACGAGAGUAAGCCCGGACUGGCUGCCAAAACCUACCUGGAGAAGAGUAUGCAGGUACCAGACAGUAUUGUGCUGACGAUCCUCCGGGAGAGGCUGGCCCAGCUGGAUUGUGUUAGUCGAGGGUGGGUCCUUCAUGGUUACCCCCUUUCACGGGAGCAGGCAGAGCAGCUGGACAGGGCAGGAUUCACUCCCAACAGGGUGUUUUUCCUGAACGUGCCAAAUGACUCGGUGGUUGAGCGACUGACCCUGCGGGCCACAGACCACCUGACCGGGGAGAGAUAUCACAUGCUCUACAACCCGCCUCGUUCCCAGGAGGUGAAGGAACGUCUGCGCUGCCACCCUAAAGAUCGCGAAGAGAGCGUCCGCGGCCGACUGGCAACAUAUUACACAUUCCAGGAAGAGCUGAAUGAUUACUACCUAGAAGCGCAACAUAUCAACGCUGACCAGGAUCCACAUACUGUGUUUGAGAACAUCGAGAGUAUGAUUGUCAAUCCUCUGCCUAAACAGUACGACAGAUAACUGGUUUGAACAUCAGACUGUGGACACUGUUACCUACUUGCACAUGUCAUCUGAAAAGUCAGAUACCCUAAUUCCUCAACCUUUUUGCAUAUGAAAGACCAACUUUUAGUGCAAUUUAUGCACAUUGUUAAUUUGAUUUUGGAGAUGAAUCUACAUUCGUUAGAUUGGCCAAUUUCAGGGCUUCACAAAAAGUGUAACUAUAUGAGCCUACACAGAAUAAUGCCUUCAGAAGAUGUUUGAAUAAACACCUUGCAAACGUGCGAAAAGGUUAAAGAAUUAGAGCAAUGGGGUGCUUACAUUGAACUAUUUAUUAAUUGUUUCAUAACUUCUCCGCUUAUUUCUACUGAGAAAGCAUGUACAAUAAACGACCAGAAAUUUUGCCCAUUACAAAGUGGCACAUUUUGCCUUUUCUCAUUUGUACACUGUAUUUUCUGAAUUGAUUCUACUUGGGUGUAUGAUUCUAUACAAUUGCAUGUAUUUACAGUUUAGGAACCUGUGCUCAGCAUGACAUGUUUUCAUGCCAUAGUUAUGAGUUAUGUGAAAUGGCAUCUGAAUAGCUUUGUAUUUUGUCCUGGUAUAAAAUAAAACUUAUUUUAUGAAGUUUGGAAGACAAUUGAUGUCCAUUCAACUGAACUUGGCCUGGUAAAUUUGAGUUUGCUCGAACAAAUAUUUACAUGAAAAAAUGGACUGAUUUUUUAGAAAUAUGGGAAAAAUUCCUAAAAUAACAUCUCUGGUGCUGAAAUUAAGGAAUUCAGUCAAAUUGGAUCUCUCAAAAUAAGGCGAAAUGAUAAUUUAAACAUGUUUGAAAUUUUAAGUCUGAUACAAUACUUACGGCUCUAUAUGGCGGAGAUGCUUGUCAUUUCUUAUGAGCUAUAUCCAUGGAAUUCUGUGAAACUGUAUAGCGAUGAUUAGGUGCAGCUUUGACUGGCUAUAGAAAUCACUCCUCUUCUUUGCCCAAAGCUACAAAAGCGGAAAGGGGACUUGGAAAUGCUGCAGUCUCUCUGCCCUUUUGUGGUACAAGUACCUAUGAAAGCAUAGAAAGUAGCGACUUUGGCUGUAAAGUUACCAAUAGUACCCACUGGUAUAGUUUGAAUCAAUCAAUUGAUGGUGUCUUCGUGGCGAAGGUGGUUAGCGUGUCAGAAUGCUGACCCAGGAG